UGCUUGCUCCGAGUCCACUCCACGCCGAGCCACACUCCUCGUGUCGUCAUCCGAACCGGGAAUUGCCUGUGCUUUAGGAACGAACAGUUCUUCCACCAUCAGCUGACAUGGCACCCAAGAAGGACCCUAAGGCGCCCGUCAAGAAGGCCGAGCCCGCGCCGGCACCCGCACCCGCACCGGAGCCCGCGCCCGCUCCCGCAGCGCCCGCCGCUGUCGACCUGUCCGCCGUCAAGGUGGAAUUCAGUCCGGACCAGAUUGAUGACUACAGGGAGGCCUUCGGUCUGUUCGACAGGGUGGGCGACAACAAGGUGGCUUACAUCCAGAUCGCCGACAUCAUGCGCGCUCUGGGACAGAACCCCACCAACAAGGAGGUCGGCAAACUGCUCGGAAUGCCCUCCGCUGAAGACAUGGCCAGCAAGAGAGUUGAUUUCGAGGGAUUCCUUCCCAUGCUCCAGAGCAUCAUCAACAGCCCCAACAAGGCGGGAUUCGACGACUACGUUGAGGGUCUGCGCGUCUUCGACAAGGAGGGCAACGGCACAGUGAUGGGCGCUGAGCUGCGUAUUGUCCUCGCCACACUGGGAGAGAAGAUGAAUGAGGCUGAGAUUGAUGCUCUCAUGACAGGACAGGAGGAUGAGAACGGCUGUGUCAACUACGAGGCCUUUGUCAAGCACAUCAUGUCCGUGUAAGGACCCCGCCACUGCGGUGGUGAGCAUCGUAUGUGCAGACCCCACGGUGUCGGGACAUCCACUCGCUGUUUCCUGUGCCACCUGGGAAGCAGGGGAACAAAGGACUAUGAGAUGUCAUUUCCUGAACCCUUCUUUAGUUUUGUUCUACAUUUUAUUUUUAUUUUUUUUCCAUCCGGUGCUUCUUUUUUUUCUCUCUCUCUCUCUCUCUCUCUCUCCUCCCGCUGUUCGGCAAGACGUCCUGAUUUCCCCCGAGAUUUCCUCAUUUUCACACACAAGUCACCGUGUCUCUUUGGGGAUUUCUGGUAUCACUGGUUUGCAAAGUGGAGCAGUGAUGGAGGGGUUGAUGGGAUAAUGAUGACCCACCCCCCCUCCUUUCAUUUGGAGCCUGGACGACUCCAUCUGCCAGUGAAGAGACAAGUUUGCCCCAGGACUGGCCAUAAAAAUUAACACACUCCUUACCCGAGCCAUCCCUAGGUCUUAACUUAUUGUAUCCUCUGCCACAAUAAACCUUUCACAAACUCCUAUUAUAUUUCCAAAUUUCUGACUCUAUUUAUCUGAUGCUUAAUUAAUUCAAUUUCUUUGUUAAAGUGGUAGUUUUACAUUUAUGGAAAUACGGGUACAAUUAUAUGAAAAGAUGUUUACCCCUCUCAAGUCUGUCAUACAGCUAAUAGUCAAUUAGCUUAGCAUUUGUUUUUGUUUUUUUAGGUUAAAGAAAUUAGAUGAACUGUAUUGAUUAUAGACAUCUUCUCAUCUGACUCAGAAAGAAAAUAAAGACCUUUCCAAAAAUGUAA
Gasterosteus aculeatus aculeatus (three-spined stickleback) is the source of this 1477-nucleotide messenger RNA. It is a transcript of the gene myl1, whose product is annotated as myosin, light chain 1, alkali; skeletal, fast. Gene Ontology annotation, cellular component: contractile muscle fiber; myosin II complex. Gene Ontology annotation, molecular function: calcium ion binding. Lineage: Eukaryota; Metazoa; Chordata; Actinopteri; Perciformes; Gasterosteidae. The record is from RefSeq and is a predicted model, not a curated record.